AUGGCAGCUGUAAACGUAUUAACCGCGACCGCCGCCCAGCUGGGGCAACUGCUGCAAGCCGGCAGCAUCACCAGCGUGGACAUCGUCAACGCCUACCUAGCUCAGAUCGACAAACAUAAUCGUGAUGGACUGGGACUCCGAGCAUUGAUUUCUGUCAACCCCGAGACCGCUCUGGAGCAAGCGGCCGAUCGCGACCGGGAACGUACUGAGGGCCGGAUCCGCAGUCCGUUGCAUGGCAUCCCCAUCAUCGUCAAAGAUGCCAUCAUCACCGCCAAGUCGCUCGGUCUGCCCACCACCGCGGGGGCAGUCGCCUUUCGGGAUACCUACGGGAAACAGAAUGCCGCUGUGAUCGAGCUCCUCCUUGAUCAGGGACUCAUCAUCCUCGGGAAAGCCAGCAUGACCGAGUUUUGUGGUCUCAAGGCCUUUUGCAUGACCGCGGGCUGGUCGGCGGUCAAUGGUAUCACCCAGUCGGCGUAUAUCGAGGGCGGCUUUCGACCCGAUGACCUCUUCAUCGGUCGAUCUGGUCCCGGGGGCUCAUCAUCCGGGUCCGGGGUGGGCGUGUCGGCGGGGUUUGCCCCGUUGUCCAUUGGCACCGAGACCUCGGGGUCGGUCUGCAUGCCCGCCAAUCGGGCGGGGCUGUACUCUCUUACCGCCACACGGGGGACCAUCCCCAUGGAGGGGGUGUUCAGUCUGAGUCGGGAUUUCGAUCGGCUGGGCGGAAUGGCCAAAUGUCCGGACGAUCUAGCCUUGCUGAUGCAGGUGCUCAAUGGCACCCGUCCGCAGCCAGCCACCUGGGCGGACAUUGCGGUGGGGGUCGUCGAUCCGAUCGUAUGGAAUGUGUUUCAGUUCCAGAAAGAGCGGAAUGAGGAUGUUGAGAAGCAGAUUCUCGAUAAAUAUGAAUGGGCUCGGAACGAGAUCACCCGGCGGGGCGGGCGAGUGGUCUAUCCAGUGGAAGUCCCCACGAUGGAAGAGCUUCAGUAUGAGGGCAAGAGUGUCAGUCAUUCGGUGGCAUUCCAUGAAUUCCCUCGCCUGUUUGAAACUUUCUGCUCCCUGCUGGAUGCCCCGAGGGUGACUUCGGUGCAAGAGCUCGUCGAGUACAACGAGCAGAAUGCCGCUAUUGCUAUGCCGGAGCCACACUCCGAUCAAAAAGAUCUGAUCGACACGCUGCACUCCUCCCUGACGGACGAGUCUGCGGCUGUCAUCAAAGCCUAUGGUCACCGGCUCGCGGGUCCGGAGGGGAUCGAUGCGACCCUGGCGAAACACCAGAUCGACCUGAUCAUUGGCCCGGGGGAUUGUGCCACUUGCGCCGUGGCUGCUCUAGCGGGCUAUCCCACGGCGAUGCUGCCGAUGAGCCGGUUGGAAGGGAAAGGGGGCAUGGGACAACCGCAGGGAUUGAUGGUGGUGGGCAGUGCGGGGAGCGAGGGCCGGAUGCUGCAGCUGAUGCAGCGGUGGGCAGAGGUAGUGGGGCCGUGGGAGAUUCCCCCAUUGCUGCGGGAUUGA
Aspergillus ibericus CBS 121593 is the source of this 1500-nucleotide messenger RNA. RefSeq names its product amidase. NCBI's taxonomy places the organism in Eukaryota, Fungi, Ascomycota, Eurotiomycetes, Eurotiales, Aspergillaceae. The transcript is spliced from 4 exons. The record is from RefSeq and is a predicted model, not a curated record. Bases 1 to 1500 code for a protein of 499 amino acids.